This is a messenger RNA of Oncorhynchus gorbuscha (pink salmon), 2473 nucleotides long. It is a transcript of the gene borcs6, whose product is annotated as BLOC-1 related complex subunit 6. The record is from RefSeq and is a predicted model, not a curated record. Gene Ontology annotation, biological process: lysosome localization. NCBI's taxonomy places the organism in Eukaryota, Metazoa, Chordata, Actinopteri, Salmoniformes, Salmonidae. Bases 138 to 1583 code for a protein of 481 amino acids. The transcript is spliced from 6 exons. Gene Ontology annotation, cellular component: BORC complex.
CUAUAAUUUGACCCAUCAUUAUGCGGAACUAUUGCGUUUUCUACUACAGGUUGUAUGGAAGGAUUUACAGAGUGGACUCGACCCAGCUUCCUGCUUGACUUACAUCUCCAGGAAAGAACAACAGUGCAGGUGGAGGGAUGAGCCUCUUCCCUGUGAUUGGCACAGAUGUGCCGGAAGCAGCCAAUGGGGUGGAUACACCAGGCUCCCCUGGAUCCUGUAAUGUGAAUGGCCCGUACACCCAUGCCCCUAAUACCCCUGCACAGCUCCUGAAGUUUGGGGGUAGGGUGCCCUGUCCUGGGCAGGGAUCCCUUGAUGAGACUGAGAACUGUGUGGAUGGGGAGAGCGCAUGCGAUGGACAAGAAAACCCCAUAGACACUUCUCACAACUCCACAACCCAUUCGGACACACAGCAACACAGCGACAUGUUCCCAGCCCAUCCCUCCCUCCCCCUUGCCACAUGCACAGCAGACACAGAGCCAGACCCACACGAGCCCCCCAAAGACAUGUCCCUCACUGGACCCUCCCAAACAAGUAUGCCCCUAAACGAGACUCUGUCUGGAGACUGGCAGCACACAGGCACUCCAUCCAAAGACACAGCCCCAGAGGGGGACACUCACAGUGCAGAUAAAAAGCAGUCCGAGACAAAGCACACAAAGCCUUCUAGCUUCUGUGCUGUAGAAACCGAAGAGGAAAAGGAGGUGGAGGUGGAAGAGGAGUGUGAAAAGGAUGGCAAGGAGCAGCAUGCAGGAAACACACAGGCUGAAGUCUCAGCUGAGCUUACAGAGGAGCCCUCGGCAGCAGCUCCCAGCCCCAGCUCUGUUCCAGCCGAGGGGGGGGGGUCGUCAGCGGCAGCUCCCAGCCCCAGCUCUGUCCCAGCCGAGGGGGGCGAGUCGUCAGGCAACAGCUCUUGUCCGCCCCACGUCAUGGCCCAGGUGCGCGUGCGGAACGUCCCAGAGCGGGAGCGCAUUGUCCGGGGCAUGCAGGACAGCAAGAGCCUGGACGAGAUCAGCCAGGCAUGCAUCGGAGGGGCCCGGGGUGGGGGUCGGGGGGGCCAGCCAGAGGGCCGCAGGGCCACCAUCUCCUCUGCCCUGGAGCUGGAGGGAACAGUCAGCCACGACGGGGACCUGACCCACUUCAUCUGCCGCAACCUGGAGCAGAAGAUCAAGAUGAGCUCAAAGCCCAGCCUGGACUGUGACUGCGACUCGGACUGCUCGGGUUCCAUCAGCAGUAGAGGUCAUGGGUCGUCGUCGCGGCGGCCGGUUGACAUCCCUCCCAUCGACCCUGCUGUCUUGGUGGACCUGCAGAGACACACAGAGGAAGUCGCCCACAGUGUGGAGCUAAUGAUGCGCAGCCUCAACGGAACCAUCCAGAACAUGACAGCGCUGAGUGUGGGCUACAUCCAGACCUAUAGAGACUCUGUGGACAGCCUGGGGGAGUCUGUGGACAUGAGCAUAAAGGGAAUGUACACACUGAUGGCGCGCUGUGAGGAGCUGGACCGCUCUAUGCAGCCCAUCCACACUCUGGCCGCCCAGAUCCGGGACAUCAAGCGCACCCUGGAUGCCCUUGAGGCCAUCUGCAAGUAGCCCUUCCCCUGGAAACUCCUCCCCCAGAGAUCCUCUUCCACUGCAGACCCUUUUCUAACCUAACGACCCCCCCCCCCUCCCCUACUAAUCAUGCUAGCUUCAUGGAUGAUCCGCUCCUCACCUCUCCCCAUGUCGACGUCAUGCUUCAAACCCCUCCCCCACGCUCUCGGCUAGGAGCCCCUCCCCCUGACAGAACUUGAAGGAAACGGAGCACUUGAUGCUUCUCUUAUUGCCGUCCGACCCACCUGGUUAAGAUUGUACUAACUGCUGCUGCCCACACGGGGGCACUCUCUCUCUCGUAUGGAGAGUGAGCUUCAGGAACAGAUGAGAUGGUUUAGAUGUUAGUCACUUCAUAGGCAGGUUGCUUAACCUAGUGAGACGAGACACAGGUGAGGGUGUGGGGGUACAUAUGUCGUAUAAGUGGCAGUCCCUCCAGAUGUCAUGUUACGUACCUGUUACCAACCGAAAGCCAUUUCCUGCGGAGCUCUCCGAUCCCGAGAUAAUAUGUUGCGCUUUAGGAGACUGUGGUACCUUCUGUCAUUUUACAGGUUGGCUGGUAGGUAGGUACUAAGUAGGUAGGCCUGUUCUUGAUAUCGAACAUAUCUAUUUUGCCUAAAUAGUGUUUGCCAUGGUGGGAAGUUGUGGACAGCCGUUACAUGUAGCGUGCCGUUACUGGCUUGUACCGUGAAGGACUUGAAUGCUACCAGAUGUCACCAGAUCUGCUGAAGCCCCACCUAGACGAGAAGGCAGCACCCUCACACUGGAUAUACAGUGCCUUCGGAAAGUAUUCAGACCCCUUGACUUUUCCCACAUUUUGUUUUACGUUACAGCCUUAAUCUAGAAUUGAUCAUUUUCUCCUCAUCAAUAUACACACAAUACCCCAUAAUGAC